This is a messenger RNA of Ixodes scapularis (black-legged tick), 9481 nucleotides long. RefSeq names its product kinesin-like protein unc-104 (gene unc-104). Gene Ontology annotation, biological process: microtubule-based movement. Bases 207 to 5516 code for a protein of 1769 amino acids. The record is from RefSeq and is a predicted model, not a curated record. The transcript has 45 exons. Gene Ontology annotation, molecular function: microtubule binding; microtubule motor activity; ATP binding. NCBI's taxonomy places the organism in Eukaryota, Metazoa, Arthropoda, Arachnida, Ixodida, Ixodidae.
AUUGUACCACUGUUUCUAUGGCUGCCAGACGCAGGACAGCUGCUUUCAGACGUCCCGAGUCUCUUUUUGUGAUGUGAAAUUGCUGUGAUUUGAACAAUCUCCGCGUGUGAUCAGGUUCCGACCACCGCAGCAGACUUCACCGGCACCGGCCCAAGCCCUCCGCAUCCUAGUGACCCACGUUCCUCGGGACAGACAAGGCGGCAGCCAUGUCGUCCGUGAAGGUGGCAGUGAGGGUGCGGCCCUUCAACAACCGCGAGACCAGCAGAGACUGCAAGUGCAUCAUCGCCAUGACAGGCAACACCACAGCAAUCACCAAUCCCAAGGCACCCCCUGGCUGCAAGGAAGGAACCAAGAGCUUUAAUUAUGACUACUCCUACUGGUCUCAUGAUCCUACCGACGUUCACUUCUCGACUCAAGACAAGGUCUAUGAUGACAUCGGGGAGGAGAUGCUCUUGCACGCUUUUGAAGGGUACAAUGUGUGCAUCUUUGCCUAUGGGCAAACUGGGGCAGGCAAGAGCUACACCAUGAUGGGGAGGCAAGAGGAGGGGCAGGAAGGCAUCAUCCCCCACAUUUGCAAGGACCUCUUUCGCAAGAUCAAGGAGGAUAUGUCCGAGGACAUGCUCUACUCCGUCGAGGUGAGCUACAUGGAGAUCUACUGCGAGAGGGUACGCGACCUCCUCAACCCCAAGACCAAGAACAACCUGAGGGUGCGUGAGCAUCCGCUUCUCGGCCCCUACGUGGAAGACUUGUCCAAGCUGGCGGUCACCAACUACCAUGACAUUCACGCUCUCAUGGACGAAGGGAACAAGGCCAGGACGGUGGCUGCCACCAACAUGAACGAGACCAGCAGUCGUUCGCAUGCAGUGUUCACCAUCAUCUUCACUCAAAGGAAGACGGACAAGGACACGGGGCUCGCCACAGAACGAGUGAGCAAGAUUAGCCUGGUGGACCUGGCUGGCAGCGAGAGGGCCGACUCAACAGGAGCGCAGGGAACUCGGCUCAAGGAAGGGGCCAACAUCAACAAGUCCCUCACCACCCUCGGCAAAGUCAUCUCCGCCCUGGCAGAAGUGGCAACAAAGAAGAAACGCAAGGGAGACUUCAUCCCCUAUCGGGACUCGGUUCUUACUUGGCUUCUCAGGGAAAAUUUGGGUGGCAACUCCAAGACUGCAAUGAUUGCAGCCAUCAGCCCAGCUGACAUUAACUAUGAAGAGACAUUGAGCACUCUCAGGUAUGCGGACAGAGCCAAGCAGAUUGUCUGCAAGGCGGUCAUCAACGAGGACGCCAACGCCAGGCUCAUCAGAGAACUCAAGGACGAGAUCAUGCGCCUUAAGAAUCUCUUGAUGGCCGAAGGAAUCGACAUAGAUGAUGAAAACAUGAACACGGAGAGUGGCAAGCGCAAGCCCCACCUGUCUGUGUCUCAGGCCUCAGAGAACGCCAUGGAGCAGCUUCAGGAGUCGGAGAAGCUCAUCGCCGAGCUCAACGAGACCUGGGAAGAGAAGCUGAAGAAGACGGAGGCUAUUCGUCUACAGAGGGAAGCGGUCCUAGCGGAAAUGGGGGUAGCUCUUCGGGAAGAUGGUGACACCGUUGGAGUUUUCUCUCCAAAAAAGACACCUCAUUUGGUGAAUCUCAAUGAGGACCCUCUGAUGUCGGAGUGUCUCCUGUACUACAUCAAGGACGGGACAACGAGGGUGGGAAGACCAGAUGCCAAUGUGGCCCAGGAUAUCAAGCUGAGUGGGUCUCAAAUAUUGAACGAGCACUGCUGGUUUGAGAAUCGGGACGGCGUGGUCACACUGUACCCCUGCAGUGGCUCUCUUGUAUACGUCAACGGACGAGAAGUCACGGAUUCUACGAGACUCAGGACUGGGUCUCGAGUGAUCCUCGGAAAGACGCACGUCUUCCGUUUUCAGCAUCCUGAACAAGCUCGAGAAUGCAGGGAGCGCAAGUCGCCAGUAGAAAUGCUCGAAAAACCAUACUCGGAAGAUUUUGACCAGCUUGGGAUGUCAUCCUUAGGGAAGAAAAUGGACGACUCGGUUUACUCUAAUGGUGGGGAGCCAGUCGACUGGUCCUUUGCACAAGUGGAGCUUUUGGAAAAGCAAGGCAUCGACCUCAAGCAAGAAAUGGAAAAGAAGUUGAUUGCUUUAGAAGAGCAGUACAAAAAGGAGAAAGAGGAAGCAGACCAACACUUUGAAGAGGAAAGAAAGACGUACGAGGCACGCAUCGAGAGCCUGCAGCGACAGGUGGAAGAACAGUCGAUGAUCUCCAGUAUGUACAGCACAUGCACCGCGGAAGAGAUGAGUGCGGUGGAGGAAGAAGAUGUGUUUGACCAGGCUUGGACAGAGCGGGAGUUCCAGCUGGCAGGGUGGGCCUUCAACAAGUGGAAGUACCACCAGUUCACCUCCCUCAGGGACGACCUCUGGGGCAACGCCAUCUUCCUCAAGGAGGCCAACGCCAUCAGUGUGGAACUCAAGAAGAAGGUGCAGUUCCAGUUUGUGCUGCUCACGGACACACUCUACUCGCCCCUGCCGGCCGACCUAGUUCCCCGGGACGACCUGGAUGACUUCCCCGACCACGGCGCGGCACCGUUUCCGAGGACCCUGGUGGCGGUUGAAGUGCAGGACACCAAGAAUGGCGCCACCCACCACUGGACCCUCAGCAAGCUCAGACGUCGCCUGGAACUAAUGCGCAAUGUGUACAAUGAGGACCCCUGGUCUCCCGGGAGCCCCGAAUUCCGGAACGACUUGCUACAGUGCUUGAGCGCACCAGCUGGCCUGGGCCUGUCCAGCAUCAUCCCUUCACGGACAAGGCAGCGGCUGGAGCUCAUGCGAGAGAUGUACCACAACGAAGCAGAGCUGUCACCCACGUCGCCCGAUUACAAUGUGGAGAGCAGCAUCACGGGAGGAGACCCCUUCUACGACAGAUUUCCUUGGUUCAGGCUCAUUGGCAGGGCCUUUGUGUACCUGAGCAACCUGAUGUACCCCGUUCCUCUGGUUCAAAAGGUGGCCAUUGUCAAUGAGAAAGGCGACGUCAAGGGAUACCUUCGGGUGGCCGUUCAAGCUGUCAUUGAUGACGAAGAGACCUCGGAGUGCAGCACGGGAGUGCGGCAGUCUGCGAGGAUCAGCUUUCACGACGAGCUUUUCAGCAGUCCCAGGAAGGAGUUGAGCGGUGAAGACGUGGGAUCUUGCCUGGUGGGGCCCAGCUCCUCGGACGAGCGUAUCGUGGAAGGGGCCAGUCAAGAUUUGCAAGGCCAGGAUAUGCCAGAAGAGCAGCGAAGCAGGCUGGAGGCCUACAAGCAAGACGGCGAGAACAACAACCUGAGCCCGGAGCAGUGUGAGGAAGACAGCCUUCCAGAGCACCUGCAGAUCGGCAAAGAGUUCACCUUCAGGGUGACCGUGCUGCAGGCCAUCGGCAUCUCCAAGGAAUACGCCGACAUCUUCUCGCAGUUCAACUUCCUCCACCGUCACGACGAAGCCUUUUCGACGGAGCCCUUGAAGAACACAGUAAAGGGCCCACCACCCGGAUUCUUCCAUGUACAGAAUAUCACUGUGACCGUCACGCGUUCUUUCGUCGACUACCUGCGAAGCCGACCAAUCGUGUUUGAGGUGUUUGGUCACUACCAGCAGCACCCGUUGCAUCGAGAUGCCAGGGAUGUCUGCCAACAGCACAGUGUACGCCAACCUCCUAGACGCAUGUUCCCAAGGACUCUUCCAAUUUCCCAGCCUGUGCGCUCACCCAAAUUUGGCAUUCUUCAGUGUCCAAGCACCAAUCACAUCUAUGCAAAGCACGAUGUCUUGGUGUGGUUCGAGAUUUGCGAACUGACCCCCAACGGCGAGUACACCCCAGCCGUGGUGGACCACAGCGACGAUGCUCCUUGUAGGGGGACAUACUCUCUCCACCAGGGGAUCCAGAGGCGCAUCCGCCUCACGCUGGUCCACGAGCAGACGCCCAACGUCUGCUGGAAGGACGUCCGGGAGGUGGUCGUCGGCCGGGUCAGGAGCACUCCAGAGUGCGACGAAGAAGACAACGACUCGUCCGUUCUCUCUCUGGGCAUCUUUCCGGGCGGGUACCUCGAGAUGGCUGGAGACGACAGGACUUUCUACCACUUCGAGGCUGCUUGGGACUCCUCCCUGCACAGUUCCACUCUUCUGAACAGGGUGACCCCAUAUGGAGAAAGGGUGUACCUCACCAUCUCAGCAUACCUGGAGCUGGAGAACUGUGCUCAGCCAGCCAUCAUAACGAAAGACCUGUGUCUGAUCAUUUACGGAAGAGAUGCGAGACUGGCACCAAGGUUGUCUCCAAACGCACGCUCCCUGCGCCACCUGUUCACUGGUGCCUACAAGAACGCCGACGCCAACCAUGUGACCGGCAUCUACGAGAUGAUCCUCAAGAGAGCGGCAGAUUCAGGUAGCCCGGGGGUGCAGCGUAGGCAGCGCCGGGUGCUGGACACCUCGACGACGUACGUGCGUGGGGAAGAGAACCUGCACGGCUGGCAGCCCAGGGGUGACUCCCUCAUCUUCGACCACCAGUGGGAGCUUGAAAAGCUCACCCGCCUCGAGGAGGUGGAGAAGGUCCGCCACUUCCUGCUGCUGCGUGAGAAGCUAGGGCUGGACCGCGGGGGACCCCCCCAGCACCAGGACAUCAGCAAGUGGGAAAAAGAGGCCUGCAAUUUGGUGGCCCGGGCAGCCGCCGCAGGCAGGGCGCCCCAGGGGCAGGGCCAGGUCGGCACCGGCAUCACCCCAGUGGCGCCCCAGCUGCCCUCGCCGACAGCCGUGCCUGCACCGAGGGGCGUCGCGGUCGAUGAAAGCGUCUACGCCCCGUGGGAUAUGAGCCCCCGUGAGCGGGAGCUGGCCUCCCGCACUGUGGGGCUCAUCCUCAGCCACAUUCCCAGCAAGCCGCCCCCCACGGGCCCACGCGCCAAGCAACAAGAGUCAGCAAUGACUCCAGUUGAAGAAGGAGAUGGAUCUUCACCCUCUUCAAGCAUGACAUCAAGUUCUUCUCAAGAUCUGCUGUCCCCGGAAAAAGCCUGCCUGCCACUGGACGAGGCGGCGAGGGGCGUUCCCUCGACCCUGGCACCCCCUGCGGGCCUCAAGCCGGCCUCUCAUCCCCCGACGUGCGUGGGGUCGGCCGGCAAGUUUGUGGCCGAGGUGGAGGAAGUGCGUGCCAGCCCCAUCGUGUCCCGCAAGGGCUACCUGGGCUGCCUGGACGACCGCACAGGCAACUGGGUCAAGAGAUGGCUGGUGAUCCGUCGCCCGUACGUAUUCAUCUACCGCGACGAGAAGGACUUCAUUGAACGGGAGCUCAUCAACCUCGCCACAGCACAGGUGGAGUACAAUGAAGAGCAGCAGGCUAUGCUCAAGGUGCCCAACACAUUUUCGGUGGUGACCAAGAGCCGAGGAUUCCUGCUGCAGACACUGGAGGAGAAAGAGAUCCACGAGUGGCUGUACGCCAUCAAUCCUCUCCUGGCUGGCCAGAUCAGAUCGAAACUGGCACGAAAACAGAAUGUUCACAUCUGCCUGUAAGUGAUUGGCCACCUUUUGUUAGCAGCAGCUGUCCACGUCAAGAGGAGCUCACGACGGGACAGCUCGCAAUAAUCAGCAAGGCUGCACCCCUACGUUCUUGGGCGGCUGUCCCCAAGUGCACACAGUUUUCGUCGACGGCACCUAGUUGGGCCACUUUCCGCUUGUUUUAGAUUUUUCAUUGUGCCGUGCACAUAGACCUUGGUUUUCUCGGAGAUCUGCUUGAUUUUUACACUCCAUUUACGUUUAGCCUUUUAAAGUAUACUUUGUUGCAAUGGGGACGCACCAGAGCCGUUGGUCUAUUUGAGAUGUGUUACCUUAAAAGAUAUCUUUUAGAGAGAGAUCUAUUUAUCUGUAUACAUUUUAGUCUUUACAUUGGGUGUACCAUAGUAUAUACUAUUUAUGAUAUCACUGUACAGCUACUUUAUGCUUGUUUUAUAGGUAUACAAUGUGAGAUUAGAUUUAAUUAGUUCUUUUUUUUUCUUCCUCUCGAUAGCAGAGUUUUUUUUUUGGAGGUGUGUGACGAAACAACCGCGCUUCAGGCUGGCGGGACUAGCUCUAGCUUUCGGUUGUAAGCGUGCACUGGUGAAGAUGCAAAUUUCAGGAAGUACUGUGAUGGUUAUUAGGUUUUAAGUUUAUGUGUAUAUAUAUAUAUAUAUAUAUAUAUACAUGAAAUUAUUUACAAAUGUUUCCUCCCAAGCGUUUCUCUUGUUAGAGAAGAUUCCUGAAUUCCUCAAGAGAGACUAUUUGAAUUUUUUUUUCGUUUGUCCACACAGAAGGAAACAUUUGGGGGUAUACAUUUGUUUGGAAGAGGAUAUUAAAUUAUUUGUUGGAAUAAAAAAGAAAAAAGACGACCAUCUUUGAAGUCAGCGCUGCUUUGAGAUGCACAAUUUUAGUGGCCGAGUCGAGGUUUUCUAUUUUAUUGUUCGAAGAAUCCUUCUUGGGGCAGGCGGCUACCUAGUGUACAUACCGUAUUUUCUUGUGUACGAUAUUUGUCUGAUGUGUAUAUAUCUAUACGUGCCUACGUGUGCUGGCAAAUUGUGUUGUGACACUUUUCCUCGUCAUCCUUCGAGUUGUAACUCCUACGCUCUAUUGUUUGUGCGUGGGCACACCAUUACGAUUACGCACUGUGAAAGCAAAAAGCAUAGGAGGGUCAGAAUACUACAGAUUCAAGGACAGUGUGCAGGCUCUCCCAUUGGAAAAACCUCUGCAAACAUUGGCCGAGAUGCUAAGCAAUGAGAAGAUUUUUUUCGGUUAAAAAAAAAGAGUAAUUGGACACCCAUAGCGUAGGAACGUGCAUGAAUGCAUAGGGACUGCAUUUCCGACGAAGUGACCCAUUUAUUUCCGUAACUUCUGGCAAAGCACAGGCAUAAUAGUAGUGAAUUCCGUUGUUUGGGCCCACGGGACAGCAUGGCGACUCACUCAAUGUUAGCGGUGUAGUUUCUUUGUUUUUUUGCUAGUCUAAUUUUUCUGAAGGAUGUUUGGAUAUCACUCGUGUUGUGGAGAAGCGAGACUGCACAGCUGCCUUAAACCUAGCAAGGGUAACCUUUGCACGACUAUAGCAAAUUGGAUUCGGUGUGCCGUCAAUAGAGACUGCCGCUAGCACACUCUCUCGGAAGCCCCGUUAGCUCGACCACCUUGCUUUCAUGGGACGAAUUUUAGUGCUUCGUUAUCAAUGUAACAGCCUGUCAGGAGGUUCACAGACGCAAGCUUUUAAAGGCAGUGAACCAUCGAGGAUUUUAAACUAGACUAUAAUAUUUGUUCUAGAAACCCUUAAAACAACGGUUGACGGUCACGCAUACCUAGUUCUUUGUGGGGGAAGGGUAUGCAAAUCUUUUAACGUCACAACUUUCAGCAGGCGCUCCUCACCACAUUGGCAAGCGUGGCCGGUAACCAAGGUACAGAUAUUUCUGCCCUUUGCCAAUGUUUGCGAUUCUGUUUUAUUGGCUACAAAUGUCUGCAGUUAGGUUAUUGUUACAUACUACGAGCUCUCUAAGCGAAGAAAAAAGACCUUACUCAGUUCUUUGCAACCAUCGUGACCUCUUAAGUGGAGGCAGUUGUCACCUUGAAACAGGCAUUUUGUAAGGGGCGCUAAAGGAUACGUCGAGAUGAACUUUUAUUUUUUAUGUACACUCUGGAGGCUGAUGUUGCAGAACAGAACGUGCCAGCCAAACUAAAUGCUAUUUGAGUUGUCAGCCUGUGAAACAUCCCGUUUUGGGGAGAGCAUUGACAUUCCAGUUACAGGUGGUUCUGAGGGAGCAGUGUGGAGCUUCGAAAAUGUGGUUCUUGAGAAGCUCUGGAUUUGGCAGCAAAGCCGCCAUAUCUUUUGAAGAUUUUGCUAACAAGUAUGCUUGACCAAAACAAGCUCAUAGUUAAUUAGUGGUACUCAUGCUGUCGUGAGGGCGGGAAGUGUUUAUGUGGCUCAUGAAAAGAUUAUGAGAGACUUCUAAGUAGAAGCUACACGUAUCGUCGUAAAAGGUAGCACCAAAAAGUUUCCAAGGUAAGGCUGCCAGCUUUUUGAGAUAUAAAAGUUAAAACGGUCAGCCUUGCUAGAAACGAGAGAAGGUGAUAAGAUGAUCUGCUUUUCUAAAAUUUGGGGUGGUAACCUAGUUUUUAUAUUUAAUGCCUUUGCAUGUGUAUUAAAGAAUAAUUGAAAGACAUACCUGCUGUCUCGAUUAGUGGAAUUGGUUUUAUAGAUGGAUUGUCAGGUAUGCAUUUCUGAAAUGCUGUCAAGCUGCAUUACAAAGAGACCACUCGAUUUUAUUACCAUAUUACAUGUAUAUGUGCUAUACUAUAGUUGUGUCAAGCAUCCAAUAAAGCCCCAUGCAUCAGUUAUGCAAUGCAAUCCUCUUUUCCCUCAUAAUCUCGUAUAGGAUCACACAACUCCUGCACUACUCCACAGAAACCUCCUUUACCAGUUUAAAAUACGAUCAACUUCCGUUAAUGUGGCAACUUCCAUUUUCAUGGUCCUACGACCCUACUGGAGGGGUCAAUUUGGCACGGGACUAAAACAUACGUUGGCCUACACGUUUUGUAAAAAAAAGCCAAAGCAUUGGGUCAACGGGGGCUGCAUUAAGAGAAGUUGAUUGUAAAGAUUCAGAGCCCUUUUUAUGAACCAUUUCAGCAUUGCGUUGCUCUGGGGCACUCAUUACUCUGUUAAGUUAAGACCGUACGGAGUCGCUACUACGCCGCUACGAUACCCCCCCUCUAGUCCCACGCGUACUAACGAUUGAUGGUCGACCGUUGUUGUGAUGUACCUAAUAGUAGUACUCACUUUAUUUUCUUGCAACUCCUUCGGCACACCCGAGAGUUGCGUUUCGAGAGCAGUACGUUCCGAACUGUGCCCACGAGCGCGUUGUUUCUGCGAGGGGAUUGUGUGGGAACACCCAAGCUUGUCGAUGCUGCACCAGUCAAUUCCUCGUUUUUCCUGUCACAUUGUUCCUUGCUGCUCAGAAGGGUGUGAAUGAGGCGGCUGGAAAUGCAGGAUUGUUGACGACAUGGUUUGAAAAGACUCAGAUGCGUUCCCUUUGAUUUUUUUUUCUUUAGAACGUCGUUCAACCAUGUUUUUGACUGCAUAUUCUUAUCAUAUCAAACCAUUAUUUUUAUAUGUGCCAUCAUGGAAAUUGGAUUUAUUUUUUAUGUAGCUUUCAUGCUCCCCCUUAUCUCUUUUCUUUUGUAAAGAACGCUUGGAAGCUUGAAAACCUUUCUGCUGUGGAAGUAAGCAUUUGGAAACCGAGAUGUCUGUAAAGACGUCUCCCGUCUAGUAGGAUGGCUGAUCCUCGGGUCUUGAAGUGCGCUGUAUUAUUUUCAUUUGUUGUUGUUACUGUUGUUACCAUCUGUUUUUGGAACUUUUAUGUUGAGCAUCUGCAAGGCAUAAAACAGCAUGGCAAUGUGAUGUGUGCUGCUACGGUGGUCUUUGUUUUAAUUCCAAAUAAAAGCUCAAUGCUGACUGUGCAGACACUCUUUAA